Messenger RNA from Necator americanus (New World hookworm), 1008 nucleotides. RefSeq lists its product as uncharacterized. The record is from RefSeq and is a predicted model, not a curated record. Lineage: Eukaryota; Metazoa; Nematoda; Chromadorea; Rhabditida; Ancylostomatidae. The coding region runs from base 1 to 1008 and encodes 335 amino acids. Gene Ontology annotation, biological process: double-strand break repair via homologous recombination. Gene Ontology annotation, cellular component: cytoplasm; nucleus. Gene Ontology annotation, molecular function: protein serine/threonine phosphatase activity. The transcript is spliced from 10 exons.
AUGGUAAUGGCCACUUCAAUCGCUGAUUUGGCCUCUUCGGAGGUUCGGCCAGACUCUCCGGUGACCGCCGGUGCAGGCCCAGAAAUGUCGGUCGAUGAUUUGGAUAAGCACAUUGAGACGCUCAUGAAAUGCGAACUAAUCUCUGAACAAGACGUCAAAUCAUUAUGUUCCAAAGCCCGCGAAAUCCUUGUACAAGAAGGAAAUGUUCAAGUUAUAGACUCUCCAGUAACGAUAUGUGGUGAUAUUCAUGGACAGUUUUAUGAUCUCAUGGAGUUAUUUAAGGUUGGCGGUCAGAUUCCCGACACCAACUACUUAUUUCUUGGAGACUUUGUUGAUCGAGGAUUCUAUUCAGUAGAAACGUUCCUGCUGCUUCUCGCGUUAAAAGUCCGGUAUCCGGAUAGGAUGAUGCUUAUUAGAGGGAAUCACGAAAGCAGGCAAAUCACACAGGUAUAUGGUUUCUAUGAUGAGUGCCUGCGAAAGUAUGGAAGCGCCGCCGUUUGGAAAGCAUGCACCGAGGUUUUUGACUACCUCUCCCUUUCAGCUGUAAUUGAUGGAAAGGCGUUUUGCGUCCAUGGAGGAUUAUCUCCCUCUAUUCAAACACUGGAUCAAAUACGAGUCAUUGAUAGGAAACAAGAGGUGCCGCAUGAUGGUCCCAUGUGUGAUCUAUUGUGGUCCGAUCCAGAAGAUUCAUCAGUAGGAUGGGGAAUGAGCCCACGAGGGGCUGGAUACCUUUUUGGUGCUGACGUUGUCAAGACUUUUUGCGAUACAAACGGCGUUGAUCUCAUAUGCAGGGCACAUCAGCUUGUCAUGGAAGGGUAUAAAUGGCAUUUCAAUGAUACUGUUUUAACAGUAUGGUCGGCUCCAAACUACUGUUAUCGAUGCGGGAAUGUUGCUGCCAUAUUAGAAUUGGACGAGCAAUUAAAUAAGGAAUUCACGAUAUUUGAAGCCGCACCACAGGAAAAUCGUGGUGCACCAGCCAAGAAACCGCAACCGGAUUACUUCCUUUGA